This is a messenger RNA of Alternaria novae-zelandiae, 486 nucleotides long. RefSeq lists its product as uncharacterized. Lineage: Eukaryota; Fungi; Ascomycota; Dothideomycetes; Pleosporales; Pleosporaceae. Bases 1 to 486 code for a protein of 161 amino acids. The transcript is spliced from 3 exons. The record is from RefSeq and is a predicted model, not a curated record.
AUGCGUUUCCAGGCUACCGUCCUCGCCGUCGCGGCUUCGCUCGCUUUCGUUGGUGCUCAGGAUUUGAGCGGUAUCCCCCAGUGCGCUAUCCCCUGCUUCGUCGCUGCCCUCCCCAGCUCCAACUGCGGUGUGACAGACACAAACUGCCAGUGCACCAGCGGCCGCUCUGCCAUUGAGAACUCGCUCCUCACUUGCGCACCUGAGCGAUGCGAGCAGAGUGAAAUCUCCAGCCUCGCCCCCGCUGUCUCCUCCCUCUGCGCCGCCGCCGGUGUAACCCUCUCCGACAUCCCCACUGCCGUUCCCUCAUCUGGCGCUUCCAUGACCGGCUCAAUGAUGUCCAGCAUGAUGAGCGGACCCCCCACCAUGAGCGGCUCCAUGUCGCCCACCAGCUCCGGUGUCGCUGAGCAGACUGAGAACGCUGCUGCUGGCAAGCUUGCUAGCUACGGUGUUGUUGCCAUGGGUAUGGCUGCUGUCUUCGGAUUGUAG